Beauveria bassiana ARSEF 2860 is the source of this 747-nucleotide messenger RNA. RefSeq names its product acyl-protein thioesterase. The coding region runs from base 1 to 747 and encodes 248 amino acids. Gene Ontology annotation, biological process: protein depalmitoylation. Gene Ontology annotation, cellular component: cytoplasm. Lineage: Eukaryota; Fungi; Ascomycota; Sordariomycetes; Hypocreales; Cordycipitaceae. Gene Ontology annotation, molecular function: palmitoyl-(protein) hydrolase activity; carboxylic ester hydrolase activity. The transcript has 2 exons. The record is from RefSeq and is a predicted model, not a curated record.
AUGACGCCACCGGAGCAGCGACUACCAGGCUCACCACUCUUUGUGGUGCCGCCGACCGCAGGCCACACCCAUACUAUUCUGCUCCUUCACGGGCUCGGCUCUACGGGCGAACGCUUUGGUAGAGAGCUUCUUGACACAGCUGACCCUGCGUACCUGCCGGACCGGCAGCUGCAGGGCCUCGCCGAGUCGGCUUCUGAGAUUUUGGCCGUGAUCCGGGACGAGCUCAGCCGGGUGCCGCCCGACAACCUCAUUCUGGGUGGCCUCAGCCAAGGCUGCGCCAUGGCGCUGGCAGUCCUGCUCUGCCUGGAGCAUCCCGUCGGUGGAUUCAUCGGUAUGAGCGGCUUUCUCACCUACGAGUCUGGUCUCCGCAUGGUGCUUGCCGAGGACGAUUAUGGCGAUGGUUUUGAUCCAUUCUUCGACGCGGAAAGGCCGGCAAGAGAGCAGCCGGUCCGCGCGCAAGAGUAUGGGCGGGAGCUGCUAUGCCUGGACCCGGUAGAUGGUCCUUCGUUGCAAAGAACUGCAUGCCGUACGCCGGUUCUUCUUGGACACGGCGCCGAGGAUGAAAAGGUCCCGAUUCGGUUGGGGGAGGCGGCGGCAGAAGUCAUGCGCGCCGCGGGCUACUGCGUCGACUGGAAACGCUACGAAAACCAGGGCCACUGGUACAAGAUUCCUGAUCAAAUCGACGAUAUCGUCAACUUUAUUUCGCGAAUAGGGUGGAAUAUGAAAGCAAAGGACGACGAUAUGUGA